Molecule: messenger RNA, 675 nt
Organism: Mesitornis unicolor (brown roatelo)
Lineage: Eukaryota; Metazoa; Chordata; Aves; Mesitornithiformes; Mesitornithidae
Gene: TMEM215
Product: transmembrane protein 215
Exons: 1
Source: RefSeq, a predicted model, not a curated record
CUGGUGGUCGCUCUGGUCAGCGUCUUCCUCGUGUUCGGCUUCAUGUUCACCGUGUCCGGCAUCAAGGGAGAGACCCUGGGGGACAUCCCGCUGCUGGCCAUCGGGCCGGCCAUCUGCCUGCCGGGCAUCGCCGCUAUCGCCCUCACCAGAAAGACCGACGGAUGCACCAAAUGGCCCAAGAACAAGUGUCCGUGCUGCAAGGAGGUCAAGGACCGGGAUGUCAUGGAGCUGCUAAGGACCCCCUCGGACCUGGAAUCUGGCAAGGGGAGCUGUGACGAGCUGGCCAAGAAAGCAUACCAGAAGGACAGGAGAGUGCUGCGAGGCGAGGACUCCAUGUCCAUUUGCACCACCACGACCACGACCACCAUAGGAGAGUGCAAGAGCCUCAUCAGAAAGGUGGAGCAGGAGGAGAUGCUGAAAUACCUGGAAACCUGCUACCCAGAGAUGCCGGGGAAUGUGUUCGUGGGAGAUGGCUCCACAUACAGUGCCUUGGAGAAGAAGAGCUCUUCUCCCAACCGGGACAGUGCUGCUUGCCCAGAUGUCGAAGACAACAUUUUUGUUGCUCCUAAAGACAGUAUCAUUGUCUGCUCUUACAAGGAGAACAGCCCCUAUGACAGAUACUGUUGUUACAUAAACCCUACUGGAGUCAACUCAGACCAGGAGACCAUAGUGUGA